Molecule: messenger RNA, 5907 nt
Organism: Frankliniella occidentalis (western flower thrips)
Lineage: Eukaryota; Metazoa; Arthropoda; Insecta; Thysanoptera; Thripidae
Product: dual specificity protein phosphatase 15-like
Exons: 8
Coding region: 127-1173 (348 amino acids)
Biological process (GO): protein dephosphorylation
Cellular component (GO): cytosol
Molecular function (GO): protein tyrosine/serine/threonine phosphatase activity
Source: RefSeq, a predicted model, not a curated record
GAGCUGCCCCCCGGCGGCGCGGCGCGAUCCAGACCUGCGCCGCGAGCCCCUCGUCGUGCUGCAUGGCCCUCUCCGCGUCCGCGUGCUCAGGGGGGCCCCGCACCCGCCGACCGCGCCACCGCCGCCAUGGGGAAUGGCAUGAACAAGGUGCUGCCCGGCCUGUUCGUGGGGAACUACCGGGACUCGAAGGACGCGGCGCAGCUCGACCGCUUCAACAUCACGCACAUCCUGGCCAUCCACGAUGCCGCCAGAAAGCUGCACUCGGACAAGCAUUACUUAUGCGUCAUGGCGUCGGACACUCCGGACCAGAAUCUGCAGCAGUACUUCUCGCUGUGCAACGACUUCAUCCACGGCGCCCGGCUGCGCGGCGGCAACGUCCUCAUCCACUGCCUGGCGGGCAUGUCGCGCUCGGUGACGGUGGCCGUCGCGUACAUCAUGAGCGUCACGUCGCUGUCCUGGAAGGAGGCGCUCAAGGUGGUGCGGGUGGGCCGCGCCGUCGCCAACCCCAACUUCGGCUUCCAGCGGCAGCUCCAGGAGUUUGAGUCGUGCCGCCUGGCCGAGGAGCGGCGGCGGCUGAAGGAGCGGUAUCCAAGCCUGGCGCUGCAGUCCUCCGACGAGGAGCUAUGUCGCCAGCUCCUGCUGUCCUACCAGGGCCUGCUGAUGUCCAAGGACCUGUGCGAGGGGCGAUGCCCCAUGGGACAGCCCUGUCCCACCGGGCUGUGCAGGUCGCCCAGCAAGCGGACGGUGCGCCGCAAGUCGUCGACGCAGAGCCUCGGCGGCGGCCGGUCGACGCCGCCCACUUCGCCCCGCAUGCUGCCCGCGACGCCCACCGGGCCGCCAGGCACGGGGAGGCCGUCCUCGGGCGGCACUCAGGGCGGGCUGGUCCGCAGCGGCUCCUCCAUCAGCUACCGCCACCGCCCCAGCGUCUCCUCGGCGCCGCCCUCCAGGUCGUCCUCGCGCACCGACCUGCCCAACACGCUGGUGCGCACGGGGUCCGCCUUGGACCACCACGGCGGCUGGAUGUCUUCCUCCGGGCCCGGCGCCGGCCCCAUGUCCGGCUCCAGGCGCUCCGUGGGGUCGGCGCCCACCUCCCCGCGCGGCUCCCCGGCGCCCUCCCCGCCCGUCACCCCUGCCCACGUGCCGCGAGCGCAGAGGGUGCCGCCCGUCUCCUGAGACAACGCCGCCGGGCCCGUCUCCGCGCCGAUGGGCCUGGCACAAGGCGGAGUGGCGCGCAGGGCGUCGGUGGAGAGUCUGGGUGACGAGGACUACCCCAGCGUCGGUGGCCCGGUGCCGGGCAGUCCGCGGGGCUCUGUCAGCGGCGGGGGCACUGGGAGCAGCGGGGGUGGCAGCGUCCGGCCCCUGGUGCCGCGCCUCUGCAGGCAAGGCUCCCAGGGCACGCUGCCCACGGGCUCUACCGCCUCGCCAAACCGCGGCUCGCCGACGUCGUCCCCGUCCAAGACCGCGAUGCUGUCCAGGACGCCGUCGAGGGACUCGGUAAGGGACCCGGUGCGGCGGAAGCUCCCCAACCAGCCCGUCACUAACACACCGACGGCCAUCGCGGUGAGCCACGCCACCCCGGUCUGCUCGACGGCCGCGGCGCUGGCCGCCUCCUCGCCGUGCUCCUCGAGCAUGGUCAGCUUGGCCAGCCUCAGGAGCAUCUCCGAGGUGGCCUCCGACGACGAGACGCCGCUGCAGAAGAGGCGCUCGAGCGUGAGCAGGCCCAGGACCAACUCGGCGCACGCGCACGGUGCCCCGCACGGCGGCCUGCACGGCCCUCUGCACGGCGCCUCCCAUACGACCACACAGGGUGGCAUGACCACUACCCAGCAGAGCGUGCUGAACCAGAACACGCACCAGGUAGUGCACCAGACCACUGUGCGCGCCACCAGGACAGGUAUCAUCACCACCUCCAAGUAGUACCGGCGCGUCGUUUCCGCCAUGGCUCAGUUUUCAUAAUUUUUUCCUCUCUGUGGCCUGUGAGGAGGGUCUGGAGUCUGGGUGCCUCUCCUCCUCGGUCCAAAUCUCCGGUGAGUGUGGCGCUCAAGGGCUCCGCGUCCGUGACCUCUGCGACCGUACACGGGUAUAAUCCUGGUCUGUUCUGGUCCGUUGUGUCAAUUCUAUAGUUUUCACAAUGCGAGCGAACACAUUCGAACUCGCCCAACGUUACCGUUUUCAGUCUUUUCGUUCCAAGAUGCACGCCAGGAUAUGUGUGUUUUUUUUUACAACAUAUGAAGGAUGCGUUGUCAUAUGUGUAACAGAGGGAAGUCCGUUACUUUUAGAAUAUGAUUCCGGGUCAAGGCGCAUCCUCAGUUACACGGGGCACUGCCCGACAGAUCUAUUUUUGGAGAUUCUAUUCGGGCAAAUACUGUCGUUGUUGAUCUUGUUGUUGUUGCAUAGGGUGCUGGCGCCCAUACAGAAGUCUACGGGUUUUGUCAUCCGGAGCGACUAGAUAUUUUUGUAGUUUCUCAAUUUGAUAUGCAACUUAGGCUUUGGAAGAGGCGGUCGUGACAAAGAUUGAUGUGUACAUUUUUACCUUUUUUGUAUGUGAGAGACGUUCGGUAACGGGGAGAAUUUCACUCAGUUGACAUGAUUAGCAUUUUUCCUGACGGUCUUAUACCAGGAGGUGACUCACGCGGUACACUUGCGCAGUUAUACUGUACUGCAUGCAGGCUUGCGGGCGUGUUGCCUACUCGCACGGUGUGAAGAGGAGCCGUGGGCAGAGAGAAUAGGCAAACUCGCCCGCACCCGUGCAUGCGGUACAGCCUCGGGUACAGCAGAAUGACUUUCAUAAUGCGCGGCGUGAGUCAGCCAUCUGCUCUUUCACAAGCUGUUGGCUGUUCAUUUUAGGGAUAUCCGUUGCCUCCCCAUUAUGAUUUCAUAAUUCUAUACAAGAUCAUGAGUUUUCUUAAUUUUGUGAAAAUUGUUACAUCUUUUUCUUCUACCCAGCGAAAUGAUAGUAGCGAGUCUUACCGCAGUACAAACGUAUUCAGUGCGUGACUCGAGCUCAAGGUAGGAAAGGCGUUCGAUGUGACGGGAUUUUAGGACACCUGUCGGCCAAAAGCAUACUACGCACUUAUUCAUUUUAUCGGCGCGUCUGUGAUACAUUUUACGCGGUAAACCCUCGUAUGAAGAGUGUAACAUGAAGCUAACAAAACAGUACGACAAAUUAGUUUUGACUGUUCUUAUACUGCUUUAAUUAGAGCUGUGCGAAUCAAGGUUUUUGCCUUCGAAUCGGAUCGAAUUGAAUUGGCUCAAAAAUUUCGAAUCGAAUCAAAUCAGUCCAAAUUCAAGCCCGAAUCGAAUCGAAAAAAAAUCUGUUGUACUUUUUUAUGCAAGUAACGCGGUAUUUUUAAACUCAUUUAAACUGUCCCUGUACCGUAGAUGUUCGACGACUGUACAACGACUUGUAGUGCGGGUAUAGAGCGGGUGCCGCACACUAGACCCCAAUGCGAUUCGAUGUCGAACUAACCCGAUUCGAAAUUUCGAAUUAGUUGACAUCGAAUCAGGCAAAUUCGAAAUCAAACGAAUUCGAAUCAGGCCGAUUCGAUUCGAUUCGAUAUCAAACAAUUCGCACAGCUCUAGCUUUAAUUCACCUAUUAUUCAAUGUCAAUUUAUUCUUACCGAGGUACUGGCUGACAUAUUUUGUUGACAAUCAAAUCACGUUCUCGAGCUGGAGGGCAGACUACAUACAGGCUUCCCUCUAGACAAGGGCAUCUUCAUUUUAACAAUCAGUGUGAAACGUUUCAGCGGCGUUUUCAAACAUUACCGAUAAUAUUAAGUACAUGCAUGAUUAAUCAAUUUCAGAGUUCAAUAGACUUUAGUGUUACUACCUAUAUGUUUGGUACAAAGUUUUAUGUGUUCAUGAAUACUAGUGUCUAGUGUCACUAGACGGCUAGUUUCGUUAUAGAUUUCUUAUAUAAGUAGCAUAUAAAGAUAUUGAUAAUUAAGUCAAAAACCAACCAUAUUUUGGAUCUUUUUACAAUAGAGACUCAACUAUUUCCCAUGGCCCUGUAGGUACUUCAUAUUCAUAGCUACACACUCCAAAACAACCCUGAUAGCUUUGUAGGUAGUAUCAGAAAUUUGAAACAAACGAUUGACUGGAUAUUCAAAACAGCAACUAUAAUGUUAAGCAUAUGCAUUUUAAUUUAGACUUUCAGAUGUAAUAGACUGCACAACUGGAUGGAAAUGACUUUUAUAAGAUGCACAAUUUUUUUCCUUGUUUUUUCUAUUUUUGGUGAGAAGGAGCAGAAAUUAAAUAUGUUAAACAAUGGAAGGCAUACUCCGUGCCUAAGCGACAUAUCCUAGCCAACUUGGUAGGAUUCAGAAUUUAGAAAGGCCGAUGGUCACAAUCUUUUCGUGAAAAAUACUCCAACUAUAAGGUGAGUUUCUGAGAUAAUUCCUUUUAGAAAAAGUCCUGACAUAUCGAUAGCAAAAUUUCUCAAUUCGGUUCAGUUAGUUUUUAUCAAACCAAGUCUAAAUUUACAAUUCGUAUCGCCAUUAUGCACAGUGUGCAGUUAAAUAAGUUUUGAGGUGAAUUAGGAGUCGUGUCAAUUUUGAUAGCUUAUUACGCAAUAUGCUAGGUAGAUCCGCGCUGGCGUGGAACAUUUCAAAAUUGUAAAAAUUGUAAUUUUUUACCGAUCCACGAUCCAUGCCAGUUUUUACGAAUUUUAGAUCUAGACCGAUUUGCUCAGCAGUGUUCUCGCGUGUUGUGUUAAGUGAUCAAACUUGAAAGUGUGGUGUUUCGGAUCGUUAUGCUUUUUAGAUGAUCGGCACCUUUCCACAUUUAGAUGAAAUCAAAGCAAUAAAGUUUGUUUGGGGUAAGGGAAGGGAAAAGUGAGAUGUUCAGGGCAGACUUUUAUACCAGGUGGCUGAUGAACCCCGCACACUUCUGUAGACUGUACCGCACGCAGAAGUGCGGGCGGGCUUGCCUAUCGCCCCAGUCCACGGCGCCUUACGGGCCGGGCGAGUAGGCAACCCACACGCACUCGUGCGUGCGGUACAGUCUAACUACAGAGGUGCGCUGGGUCAAUCGGCCACUUGGUAUAUUAAGCCAAAACUGGCUCAAGAGAAAAAGUGUGACUGCUCAAUAAAAUUGUUAAAAGGUUGUGUACUAAAGUCAAUAGAUGAUUUCUGGUAUUGACUUUCUUGUUGUGAACGUUUGGUAAAAUUUGUGAAUGAGUUUUGAAUUUUCAGCUACAGAUUUUACAUGUAAAAUAUUGUCACUGUCCUUUUCAUGUCCAAAUUAAUUUGUUGUUUACUGUUGAUGAGUAUGUCUAGGCAAAGCUUAGAUUCAUUUUUUAUAAAUCACUUAUAAGGUUACAAUCCCCCUUCUUAAAAUAGGAAUAAGCACAAUGAGCAUUAUUAUGUAAAACACCUGAACUAAGAACCGUCCAGGUAUUGCAGGAGCGGCAUUUUAAUACAUUAUGCCACUUGCCAUCCAAUAAUGUUGUCAAUAUUUUAAGAGCGGCUCAAACAAUACUCUUAUUUACACGCCGAAUCAAAUUUCGAAGAUCUGUUGAAUGUAAAUGAGACUUAAGCCUCAUAUACUUUGUGGGUGUACAAGAAACGUGGAGCGAGUUAGCUGGAAAUGGUCGCAUAGUUGCACUAUAUUGGGUUCUUCGAAGUCUUGUGCAUUUCUCUUGUGAAUUACCCAAUCGUCUUCGGGCAGUUUUUUAAAAUAUUUUUUUAAAGGCUAUACAAGUAAUUCGCAAGUGUAAUUGAAUUCAAUAACCUUUUAAAGGGUAAAGUACGAGUACCAAACAUUGCAAUGGUCGUACAAAUUCCUGCUGAUAGUUUCCAGCUAACUAAACACGACACUCUAUGAGCACUCAAGGCAAUACAAAGCCACCCAACAAUUAUUUACACCAUGUCCUUUUAAUAAAGCUUUUGUACUAAAACAAGGAAAAA